GUCAGUACUUCCUGCUUGGGAGAAAACGAGCAACACAUUGCGGCUGUACUCUAAAAACGUUGUUCGCGUGCCAGCCCGGUUCACCUCGAAGAGACAGAAGUGGACCCAGAGACAAUGUCUGUGAUGGAGCGUGGGGUCGUCCGGCCAGUCACAGCAGUGGCGUGGACCUCCAACACCAGCACCUGCCCCAUUGAUUUCACCCUGAUCAGCAUCACAGAAGACGGAGCAGCAGCGAACUUUACACGCAGCUUUGCGAUGAAAUCUGGAUAUUACCUCUGUUACAGCAAGAACCUGACAGCUGGUGUGGUUGUGUCGGACAUUCAGCUCAUCUCAGACAAGGAGUCUAUUCCUCAUGGUUACUGCUAUAUAGCAGAGCACCUCGAAUCAAAGGCCUCCGUUUGGAAGAAGAAGCGUGUGUGUGUACGCGUCGUCCCAGUGGGCAGUGUGGACACAGCUGUGUUGGAUAUCAAAGUGACUGCCAAAAGCAAAAUGAUGUUGCAGCACUACACAUAUGUGGGCGACGUCCAUGGCUACGUGUUGUGGUGCAGAAAGGGCCAUUUUUCCAGCCCCAUGCCUCAGGCAAAGCCCCGCAGUGUCAGCCUGGACAUGCACAGAAUCUCAUUGGAGCAGCCGUCUGCUCUUCUGCCCCUUCGACCCAGCAACCCCCUUCAUCUACUGCCACAAAAUAAAAUGAGUCAGAGACGCCACAGCCUCAACAUCAAGGACAACUCGGACAAACCUGCUGAUACCCAGGGGAUCACAGCUUUAGAUGGAGUUCCCUUUAGCCUUCAUCCAAAGUUUGAUAUCCAGGCCAACAGCAUGGCCCUUCAACUGAACUCUCAAUUAAACAACAUUCGUAUAAAGUCCUUUCAAGACAUUGAAAAUGAGUAUAACUACACUUUUGCGAUGGAGGAAUCUGCUGCAAAGAGAACAAGACCAUCAGUGCCAACAGAAGGCGCCCAAACAGCUCAGUGAUCUUUGAACUUUGACAAAGUAACAAUGUCAGACUUGUGUGUUUCGCUGUGUCCAAAAGCGUCCAGCAUAACACCUCCCAGCAUGGUACAGUCGAAGGAUAAUCACACCUACAUGUGCACUGUAGGCUUCUAAUAUUGGGCAUGACAAUCAUACUUCAGAGAGUUUAUUUCUCUUGCAUUCCUUUUUAUUUGUCUAUCAUGCCAAGUCGACACUCCAUCACCAUCUUCAAGCAUUCCACGUUUCUAUUUGCCAAAGGAAAGGCCUGUUUGAAGGAAAUCAUACUCGUAAUGAUGUUGUUGCCCUAAAAUGUUUUUUAGACCGUUACAGGGUUAAAGACGUAAUGAAUCUCUGUACAGUAUCUGCUAUUUGGAGACGACUCAUCCGCAGCAUUACGCCCAACUUUUUCCAGAAUUUAGACUAAUUGUAUGCUUCACAAAAUGCUCAAUCAUAUCAUAAAUAAUUUCUUAAGCAGAGCUGUAAUGUUGAACUUAGCUGCAGACGUCGAUCUGAACUCCAUAGAUACACGAACAUAUCUAAAUGUCGAAUAUAGAGUAAUUCUUCAUAAAGAGUAGUCUACUACUACAGGUUUGUAUUAUUACAGACGAUACAUAAUAUAUCUUAUUUUAAGGUGAAUGGAGGAAGGUUGUAUAUUUAGCUCGGUGUGUCAUACUUACGAUGUGUGGGGAAAAAGGGAGAGAAUCUGGUUGUUGUUUGUUUGUUUUUUUAAUUAUCAGGUGCAAUAAGGACCAAAUAUUUAUCUUUUGACAUUGUACAAUAUAUAAAGACAUGUUUUAUUGUCUGCAUAGUAAACUUUUAUUGCAUGGAAAAAUAAAAACCAAAAAAACACUA
Cyclopterus lumpus (lumpfish) is the source of this 1824-nucleotide messenger RNA. RefSeq names its product multivesicular body subunit 12A (gene mvb12a). Gene Ontology annotation, biological process: regulation of epidermal growth factor receptor signaling pathway; virus maturation; viral budding. Gene Ontology annotation, cellular component: ESCRT I complex; cytosol. The record is from RefSeq and is a predicted model, not a curated record. The transcript has 10 exons. The coding region runs from base 115 to 975 and encodes 286 amino acids. Lineage: Eukaryota; Metazoa; Chordata; Actinopteri; Perciformes; Cyclopteridae.